CGAUCGUGUUUCGAACAAGUCGCCCACUCCGCCGUCCUAGACGUGCUGCUGCCCCGUCACCCGCCCGUCGACGUCGCCGCCCUCAUCGCUGCGGGCACGCCGACCGAAGUGUCCCGCGUGCCCGUGCGACGCAAUCUGUUCUUUGAUGAAAAUGCAAACAUCCUCGCUGUCCUGAAGACAGCGGCGACCGAGCGCGACCUCCGCGACAUCUUGCCCCAUCUCGAGCUCAUCGUCGCUGCACAUGCCACCGAUGCUGUGCCUCAGGGCAGCGGUGCUGCCGCUUUUGCUUCGGGCAAGCAUGAUCUCAACACCAAAACCGUAAGCGCCGGCAGCUUCAAGGACAUCGUCACCGCCCACGACCAUUCCUACGUGGUCUGGGAGCCAUGCUUGCAUCUGUCGCGACCACCCGCCCGUUUGCAGAGGCCAGCAGUCUACUUUACCGCCAACUUGGUGCUUUCCGACCAGCAGCAGGACAGUCCUAACAAACUGAGUGCGCCCGUUCUGGCAAGUUUCGAGCCCUUGUCUGCGAACGUGCUGGAGCCACUGGACUCGGGCCGAGUGCAGGGAGCGCCGAACGUGUACAUGUCAGCGUCAAAGAUUACAAAAGUUGCUCCGAAGCCCUCGACCCUUUCAGAUGCUGCCAAGUCGAUCAGAGGCGCUACUCGACGAGCCUUUCCACUGUUGCCAGCACUCUUCACCAGAAUCCGCUAUUCCAACUUGCCGGGUGCGGUUGUGGCUAGUCUGCAUCUGGAGCCGUCCCACAUCCUAUCAGGUAGCAUCCGGAUAUUGGAGGCGGAGCUCACGGGCUCCAAUGCUCACAUCGAGGAUCUCACGCGCAUAAAACUGCCGCUCGAAGCCUGCGGCGGGGACGAGACCAUUCUGUUGUACAAAAUCGUCAAUGACAGUGAACAUCCCCGCGGGGGGAGUCAAAUCUCCAUCUCGAUCAGAGCCGAAGUGCUUCUGAAUCAGGGCUCUCAGAUCGUCCUGGAGAUAGACUGGCAAACUGACCUCAGUCACACCUUGCAGAGUCCGCUCUACCAAUGGUCGCGCCCUGCGGCCGUGUCCUCACAUCGCAAGUCACACUCCAUUCUGUCCUUGGGCACACUUUCCGGGGAGCAUGCACCAGCAAGGGCCGAGGUCGCAUCAGGCGGAGUAACGUUCAUUUUCACGAGAAAACCACUCGUGCAGGCCUCGUCCGACUUCAAACUUUUGGUGCAUUGUAACAACCGGUCUUCACGACCCAGGAGAUUCGGCCUGAUGAUUGUGCAAACUCGAAAAUCGUGGCUGAUCAAGCAAUCUGCUCCUGCAGAUGUGGCCGUGUCUGAUGUGGGUGCCCGCGUGUUCUGCACGCCGCCCAUGGAACGUAGCAAGCCUUCCAAUGCCCUCGAUCUCAAUGCUGAUUUGCGUAUUGGGCCACUGCCGCCCGGAGCAUGCUUUGAAGCUCACAUGUCAUUCGUCUUACUCCGACCCGGUGUGCUAGACCUGGGCACCAUUCGAAUCAUCGACCUCGAUACACGGCAGACAGUAGACGUGGAGGAGCUACUGGACAUUGUC
This is a messenger RNA of Sphaerulina musiva SO2202, 1554 nucleotides long. RefSeq lists its product as uncharacterized. The record is from RefSeq and is a predicted model, not a curated record. Gene Ontology annotation, cellular component: TRAPPII protein complex; trans-Golgi network. Gene Ontology annotation, biological process: intra-Golgi vesicle-mediated transport. The annotation marks the transcript as partial. The transcript is spliced from 2 exons. NCBI's taxonomy places the organism in Eukaryota, Fungi, Ascomycota, Dothideomycetes, Mycosphaerellales, Mycosphaerellaceae.